CUAUAUAUAGUACUUUGCUUUUGAUAGUAUCACUGUGCUAUUGUAAUGUUACUGAGUGAUCUCAACAGAGCAGCUGAAGAACUCCUCUGGAAAGGGAAGAAAGGGAAAUUCUGACAAUGGAGACCAUGGUAUGCCCCAGUACUAGCAGUGGAAGAGUGGGGGCAGAGGGGGCAUGUUGUUACUCAAGGGUUUCUUGACCUUGCAAUGCUGGUCCUUGGAAUGGUCAGCCAGGUAGAAAUCAGCUUGGGAUUGAAUCUUAUUGAGAAAUUUUGUGGAUGCCAGUGCUCAUUGGUUAAAAGUGACAAAAUGUGCAUGUGUUCUGUUGGAAAGGCCUCUUCAGUUACUGCUGUUAGUGCAUUAGUGACACGUAAUGUGAUUUUUAUUUUUGCGUUCAGCAGUGUAAUUUUGCUAAGUUUUAACUUUCUUCCACUAGAUGGCCCAGGCAUGCUUUCAAGUACCUGAUGAGAACUUCAUUUCUAAACCAAAGUAAAAAUUCAGCAUCACCAAACACACGUGAACUUCUGUGAUGCUUUGUGCUUGUUUAAAAUACAAACACUUUAUAUCAACCAAGAGAGUGUUGGUUAAUGUAAACAAUACAUGGUAAUGAAGGUUAUGUUUGGUAUGAUCUUCUAUGUCCCUCUUUUUCCUAGAUUGGAACUUUCCUUAUUGCAUGUGGUACAAAGCAGUUUAGUUUUGCAUUGAGGUGGAAACUGAUGCACUGUUAGUCUGACAAUGUGUUCAACCGCAGUGGUUCAGAGAGACUCUGAUAAAGUGAUUUUAGGCUGAAGUUUGUCCCUAACAUCUCCUAGGAGUGAGGUGUGCAUUUUGCAUAGUUGAUUUUUUUUUUCUGCUUGAUUUUGCUGCAUAGAGGUUUGGUAACAAUUUUGCAGUUUAUUUCUCUAGUAGAGAUGUGGUCAGUAGGUUCGGAAUAGGUGUAGUCAUUAAAUAUACGGACUGUAAUUUAAUUCACCUAUUUGUUGUCUGUCAGACAUCAUGUGUAAGCUUGUGGUCAAGGCUGUUUUGUUGAUUAGUGGAGAAAGAUAGAUAUACACAGGGGACAGCUCUUACCAUGAGCAUGUUCAGACACUGGGAUGAGGUUGAAGAAGCAGUGGGAUGUACAUCCACAGGGACAUCCAAAACUCAACAGGACUGAGCCCAAUGCAUUAUGAGUCCGUUAGGCCAGCUCUGGCUGGAAGAUUGAAUUAGGUGACCUUAAGAGACCCCCUCCAGUCUCAGGAGUUUUGUAAUUCCAAAAGGAGGCUUUAUUCCUGUUCUCUACUGGUGUUUAAAACAAAAUGAAACACAAGGAAAAUAAUUUGUCUUUCUGAAUUAAUUUCUAACUUAAGUAUUUUGCAUUAAUUUCCAACUUCCCUUUUGCUUCUGAAGACCUUGAUGUGGUGGUAUUAGGCCACCAGAAGCGUGUGUUGCGUGCUCUUUCACUUCUUAAAUUGCACCCCCUGUCUCCCCACCAAGAAAAAAAGAGAGCCAGAUAAAGGGAGUGCUAUAUUCCGUCUUUCAUUGCUGCACUUGCUAAAUGCUCUCUCUGCCCUAUUGUUUUAUAUCAUUACUCCUAGUGUUUCCCUAGGAUAGUAGGGAUAGUAGAUUUUCUUGUUUUCCUGUUUCUAUUUUGCUCUUUCUCUUUAUGGAAGAGUCAGCUGUUACUUCCUCUGCAUCUGAAUCUGUGCUCCCUUUUUCUUUCCUUUUCCCAUUGUCAGUAUUUGUCCUGGCCUGCCACCUUCCUGCUCCUCUUCCCUUUUCUUGCUAAACACAAAUCAACAUGUCUGUGUGUACUAAAAGGAUGAACAUAAAUGGAGUGUUAUUUUGGUGAGGGGAUAUUGCUGCCUGAAGUCAGUUCUGUAGGCAGAGAGGUGAUCUACUCAUGUUCCUGGCUCUACUGAUGCAUGUUGGAGUUCUGCAUUUGCAGUAUUUUCGUCUUCCUUUCUAAUUUCUUAUAAAGUCAGUAGCUUUCAGCUUAUGGAGCAAUUUACCACACAGGCUUUGCCAGUUGGGCCAUGUGCAGAGAACUUCAUUUUGUGAUAGAAGUGUGUGUUUAAUGGGAUUUCUUUCUGAACUGAUAUACUGCAACUUUGGUUAGGAAAUUGUAGUCGCAUGUAGCCACAAGGCCUUGCAACUGCUAUUAUUAGUAAUACAGGCUUAACUUCACUUGUGACUGGAAACUAAACUGAGGAAAGUAAUUCCAUUUUUAGCAUAUUGAUAGUGGAAAACCUGGCUAUAGGACUAAAGUGUUAAUGAUGUAUUUCAGCUGGUAGCAUGAGAAGAUUAUCUAAAGAAUAUGUGAGGCUUUUUCAGCUCAGUCCUGUGUCAAUCAAAGUUUUGCACUUAAUUUUUUGUAACUGUAGACAGUUGAAGUGGGUAGUAAUGUUUGUUUUCAGGCAGACAUUUUAGUUCAUGCAUCUGAUGUGUGUGGUACAAUAAUAUAGAUUUAUUGCAUCAUUUUUGUAGCUAAGGCUACAGAAACUGUGAUUUAGUGUGAACAACAUGAAGUGAUAGUGAUGGGCGAGAUGUCAGAAAAAUGCUGUGUUUCAUAACUGUGUAAAUGCAUUUAUGUAGUGGUACUUCUUAAACAUGUGUAGGCAUUUUGUAUAAGUGAUUGUAGUGCCUUUAGCCAUGUGGCAUAGCAGCCGUGCUGUAAUACGAUUUGAAAGUUGGACAGAGCUGCAGAAGGUUGCAGUAUCAGAUGUCACUAGUAGAUUUGGGAAAGAAACUUUUAGAAGCUGCACGAGCAGGUCAAGAUGAUGAAGUUCGCAUUUUGAUGGCAAAUGGAGCACCUUUUACCACAGAUUGGUUGGGAACAUCUCCACUUCAUUUAGCUGCACAAUAUGGACACUACUCAACAACAGAAGUGUUGCUGCGAGCAGGUGUAAGUCGGGAUGCCAGAACCAAAGUGGACAGAACUCCAUUACAUAUGGCAGCAUCAGAAGGCCAUGCCAGCAUAGUAGAAGUCUUACUUAAGCAUGGUGCUGAUGUCAAUGCGAAGGACAUGCUCAAAAUGACUGCACUUCACUGGGCUACUGAACAUAACCACCAAGAAGUUGUAGAACUCCUAAUAAAGUAUGGAGCAGAUGUUCAUGCUCAGAGUAAAUUUUGCAAAACGGCGUUAGAUAUUGCGGUAGACAAUGGAAAUGAAGACCUUGCAGAAAUACUACAGAUUGCAAUGCAGAACCAAAUCAAUACAAAUCCAGAGAGUCCAGACACUGUGACGAUACAUGCAGCAACACCGCAGUUCAUCAUUGGACCUGGAGGGGUGGUGAACCUAACAGAUGAAACAGGAGUGUCUGCUGUACAGUUUGGAAAUUCAUCAACAUCAGUAUUAGCCACGUUGGCAGCUUUAGCAGAAGCAUCAGCUCCACUGUCUAAUUCUUCAGAAACACCAGUUGUGGCCACAGAAGAAGUUGUGACUGCAGAGUCUGUGGAUGGUGCUAUUCAGCAAGUUGUCAGUUCUGGAGGUCAGCAAGUUAUUACUAUAGUGACAGAUGGCAUUCAGCUUGGUAAUCUGCAUUCAAUUCCAACCAGUGGAAUAGGACAACCAAUCAUUGUGACCAUGCCAGAUGGACAGCAAGUAUUAACAGUUCCAGCAACAGAUAUUGCUGAAGAAACUGUGAUAAGUGAAGAACCGCCAGUGAAGAGACAGUGCAUUGAGAUUGUUGAAAAUCGUGUGGAGUCUACAGAAAUAGAAGAAAGAGAAACUCUUCAGAAACAGCUGGAUGAGGCAAACAGAGAAGCACAAAAAUAUCGUCAGCAGCUUCUAAAGAAAGAACAAGAAGCAGAGGCCUAUCGGCAGAAGUUAGAGGCAAUGACCCGCCUCCAGACUAAUAAAGAAGCUGUUUAAUAAAAGUGAACAUACUGCAAAGCCUGUUACUUUCCAAAACCUGCAGUACAAUCUUGAACUGUACGCUAUAUAGGUACAGACACAGGAUUACAUGAUAGAGAAGAUGCUACAAGUUGAUAACUGGACUUAAGCCGUGAGCUCUCAUUAAUUUCUUGUAACAUAAAAACUCUGAACUUAGAAAUUGUGAAAAGUAUUUAAAAUGAAAUACUGUAAAUAGUUGGUUUUUUUACAGUUUCAAAAUGAGUUGAUAAAUCUUUUUGAAGGGAUCCAGAAACACGAGAAGCCAAUGUUUUUGUGAAAUUUUUGAUUUUAGUAUGAAUCUAACCUCUGAAAAACAGAACAGUUUUAAGGGUGAUGUUGUUGAUUUAAGCUGACAACUUGAAAAUUAUCUGACAAAAUGAUUUAACAGUUAUUUCUACAUGGUAACAACUGAAACUUCUCUGAAUAAGACAUUUCCAAGUGGAAAUCUUUGUACAGCUUUAAGUAGUUGUCUCAGAUUCUCUGAAAACCAUUUUUGGGUUUUUAUUUUAGGUGGUGAAAUUUUUAUAUUUAAUUUCAGAUAUAUCCAAGUAGAUUUACAUGUAUAUGAAGCUAAUAUUUUUUAAACUUUUCAGUUUGUACAUAUGCUGCAUGUUUUUAUAAUUUCUACACAUACAUCUUGCAUAGGUAUUUUUCAGCAAAGAUGAGGAAAAUGUUUAGCUUAUAUGUCAUUGGAAGUAAGCAGCCAGUUUGAUUGUGGAUGGUAUAUUUGUUGGAAGAAUGUAAUUUGUAAUUAAAAACAAAAAAAAAUCUUUAUUUACAUACAAGAUGUGAUUUAAAAUUUGGUAGUGGAGGCAUCGAAACUUUACUUUGUGUCUUACAAUUUUCAUGCACAAGCAUUUAAAAGUUCAGUAAUGCAUAGGAAAGAAUGUCUCCACUGGAACACAAAUAGUAGUUCUUUUAGGAUAUUCCUAUUGAUCUCUUUUUCCCAAUAGCCUUGAAAUAAUUUCAGUGAUACCUUUUUUUCUAAAUGGACUUUUGCAUUUUAAUUAUGCAAUUGGACAAGUAAUUUUUUUAUGUUGUGAUGCUCCUCUUACCCAGCAUCAUUUUUCUUCACUGUGAUACUGUGUUUGUGUGUGUCUGUGCAGUGAUCUAUUAUGGUUAGGAUUUAUAUGGCACGUUACAUCUUCAGAGCAUUGUAAAAUCUUUUAAAGAGCCCUUACUGUACUGCCUGAGGCAGGUAAGUGGGUGUUACUGUCUCAAUUUUAUAACUGAUACAAGUGCGACACAAAUGACUGGCCCAAGACCACAUGGAUCUGUGGCAAACCUGGGAAUAGAUCUCAGGAGUUCCUGGCUUCUAGUCCUGUGCUUAGACUGAGCUGCCUUAAGAUUGUUCAGUGCUGUGUUACAUUAAAUUCUGAACUACUGUGCAGAUUCCUUUUUUGUAAGAUAAAACUCUUUGUGCUUUGCUUUGUUGUUCCAUGUUUCACUGCUUUUAUGGAAUUGUUUAUAUAAACUUAAGCAAAAAGUCUAGUUUACCUAUACUGUACACAGAAAAAUUACCCUUAAAACUGUACUCUGGCCUACUUUUUCUAUUUUACAAUUAAAUAUCUUUUCCACAUAUAUCCAUUGUA
Messenger RNA from Melopsittacus undulatus (budgerigar), 5463 nucleotides. RefSeq names its product GA binding protein transcription factor subunit beta 1 (gene GABPB1). Gene Ontology annotation, molecular function: transcription cis-regulatory region binding; protein binding. NCBI's taxonomy places the organism in Eukaryota, Metazoa, Chordata, Aves, Psittaciformes, Psittaculidae. The record is from RefSeq and is a predicted model, not a curated record. Gene Ontology annotation, biological process: positive regulation of transcription by RNA polymerase II. Gene Ontology annotation, cellular component: nucleus. The coding region runs from base 2699 to 3850 and encodes 383 amino acids. The transcript is spliced from 9 exons.